Molecule: messenger RNA, 726 nt
Organism: Parnassius apollo (apollo)
Lineage: Eukaryota; Metazoa; Arthropoda; Insecta; Lepidoptera; Papilionidae
Source: the annotation of a GenBank genome assembly
AUGAUGCCGAAAAUUGAUUUUAAUUUAUAUAUUACAUUUAAUUCUUGUAAUAAGAAUAUGAAGAACAGAAGCUUAGCUGGUAAUUGUGGCAUUGCAGUAUUUGUAAUUGCCCUUGUGACAGUGGCAUUGGCAUUUGGUACGCCUAGUUGGAUUGUUAGUGAUUCAAGAAUAAGAGGCAACCAAUUGGACAGGUUAGGACUGUGGAGCCAUUGCUUUAGAUCCCUACCUGAUCCUUUAGAUCAAUAUCAAAGACGUUUUUUUGUAGGCUGCCGAUGGGUUUAUGACCCUUUUACUACUGGUUAUGACAGAAUUCGUGGAUAUUUACUUCCUGGUUUCAUGAUAGCAACCCAGUUCUUUUUCACACUUUGUUUACUCGGAGUACUAAUUUCGGCUAUAUUAGUUCUCGUCUUCUUUUUAUGCUGUGGACCAGAUCAAAGUAGAUUUGUACUAAUAAUAAAGUCUAUAGGAUAUAUCAUGUUAGGUUCUGGAAUAAGUGGAUGUAUUGCUGUUAUAGUGUUUGCUUGUUUCGCCAACACAGAGGGAUGGAUGCCAGGUCAUCCUAAUAAUUACUUUGGAUGGUCAUUUGGCCUCGGCGUUGUAGGGUCAGUAGCGUGCCUUGUAACCGCCUCUCUUUUCUUAACAGAAACAAAUAUUCAAAAUAAGAAGCGCAACAGGUUGAAGGAGUCGCAAGCGCGUUUUGAAAUGGAGCAUGAGUCUAAAGCGUAA